Haliotis rubra (blacklip abalone) is the source of this 2850-nucleotide messenger RNA. RefSeq lists its product as uncharacterized. NCBI's taxonomy places the organism in Eukaryota, Metazoa, Mollusca, Gastropoda, Lepetellida, Haliotidae. The record is from RefSeq and is a predicted model, not a curated record.
UCAUGGUCUAGGCGCAUUGUUUGCAUGCAGGUAGUUUCAAAGACGGCGCGACCUGCCCGCGACAGGUGUGAAGAGAGGGAUCGAAACAGGUGCGAGCUUGUCAGUGAUUGACAAGGGAGGGGGGCUAUCAGCCCAUUAACUAGCAUACAGUUUGCCAGAACGGAACACUAUCCCCCCAAACUGAGGGACAAUGGAUGAGACGAUGAACAUGGAUGAGGAUGAACUUGAGGUCAAGGUCAUAAAUGAAGGUGACUAUAAGAGAGAUUUGGAUGAAGUAAUGAUUCCAAAUGGUUCUGAAAAGACUACUGCAAACAGAUCAGAUUCUCAAACUCCAGACAUGAAUGUGAUAAGCCAAUCAAAUUCCAAUAUUCAGGAUAUUGACCAAUCAGAAUCAGCCAACAUGAAUGAAACUGAAGAUGAGCUAGCUGAUGAUGAGAACAGACCAGGUGACAGUGACAAGGAUAUAAUGAAAUCACAGAUUUAUGAGGAAACGUCUGCCAGACUGUCAGAUGUGUCAACUAUCAAAGACCAAUCAGAGGGCAGUGCGGAGUUGAGUGUGGAAGAACGUGACCUUGGGGUGUAUGAGGAUGAAUCUGACCUCGAUGAGGCAGUGGCUGACCUUGACAUUGAACUGGAACCAGAAAUUCUGGGGGAAAAACUGGUAGACAGUAUGCUCAGAAAAGGAAGUAAAUCUGCAACUUCCACUCGUAAAAGUCGAAUUGGGUCAGCCUUGUCUAAUAUAGAUGAGGCUGAGGAGCUAUCUCAGCCAUCUUGUAUUGAGGAUGGGGAGACAACUGUGGAAAUUGCUGAACAUGGAAGACGGCCUGUCACUAGUGGAUGUGAGACUGAUGCCCCGCUGUCCCGUGCAAAACUCAACACUCCAGCAAGUAUCAGUGCAUACACAGAUGUGACUGCGGAAAUCAGGAAUUUGGAGUCAAGAGACACAACAAGAAAUCUUGAGACACGAGAAGCUGUAUUCCGCCGUGCCCUGACCUUGAUGUCCAAUCGUUGUACCAGUGUGAACCAGAACCCAGCAGAUGUCACAAUGCCGUCUGCUCUCAUCAGUGUGGACGAACCUCCAUUUGGAGUCACUCAGCCCACUUAUUUCUACAUCCAUCAGCGACGACCUUCACCCAUGGCUCCCCUCAAGGCAUGGCGUGGUUACAACGGCAAUGUGUACUUUGAGCCGAUCUCAAUUAAAUCAGUUGCGAAGGGCAAGGUCACAGACCCCAGUGAUGAGGUUCAUGCUGCUCAACUGACAAAGUACGACCCUCGCUUUGGUGUCUCUAAUCACACACCCAGCGCCAGACCUGCCUCAACCCCACCCUCACGCUCAAACACAAGAGAGUCCAUGCGCAGUUCGGUUACUAGACGACCCAUCACACAACGACAAAUGACAGUGUUCGAUCCAAGGCCGGUAACCUCCAGUUCACAUCAUCAAGAGAAUAUAGCUUGGGGCUGACGAAAUCCAGACACAGGCAGCCUUGCAAUGAGACCACCAAGCUCAUCGAGCCGAGAGGCAAAACUAGCCGCAUGUAACCGAGAAAAAAUUGUCAAGGGUUCAGUAGUACAGCGGUUACGUGAACAGAAACAAGCCGCGAUGAGGAAACCUCAUUUCAAAGUGAAUGGCGACAAGUUCACACCUGCACAUACCCUAUCUCCACUACUGCGCACACAGACUCAGUAUUCCCAUAGCAACCAGAGGAUGACGAUGAACAGCCCAGAUCCGCAUCACAGCGUGUACGAUCAUCUUCCACCGCUGGACCAGAUCCGGGCCAGCUUGCGCCACAUGGAUCAUGUAGACAGUAUGAGUGAACCGUCGCACAACCGAAUGUCGCCGUAUGGCAGGAAGGUGACUCUCACCGAUGAACUGAAACCUUUCAUCAAGUACAGCCCAGAUAUACGGGCCAAGUACUUAAAGCAGGUGCAGUAUCUCACAUGAACAGACCCUGGCUGGGAUUUGAAAGGAUAUAUUCUUCCUUGAUGUAGACGUGCAGACACAGAUUGGACUUAGUCCAUGGAUCUAUUUAUCUUACAUCAAGGAUCUUGUACUCAUUACAGUGCUUCUCUUUGUGAAGAGUGGGUAGCCUAGUGGUUAAAAUGUGUGAAGCCCAUUUCUGGUGUCCCCUGCCGUGAUAUUGCUGGAAUAUUGCUUAAAGCGGCAUAAAACUAAACUCAUGCACUCACUCCUUGUGACGAUCUAACGAUACCUCCAUUUGAGGGCAAGUCAGGUAUGCUUUCUAAUCAGCUAAUCAGUAUCAAUAAUUCUUGGUAUUAGUGUGGAAAGAAACCGGAUCAUCAUGUCUUAUUUCUAUAUUGUAAAAACAAAGUUAAACAGCAAGUUCAAAAUGUAAAUAACAAAGCUGGCCAUUCAUUUGUCUAUAUUUUGAACACCCUGUCAUUUCUGAGUGCCAUGGCAUAUUCACUCUAUGGUACCAUCAGAGGAAUAAUUGUGCUCUAUAUGUUUUGGUUUCUUUUUGUUGUUUUUUUACGAAGUGACGAUUUCUUAAUCUGGAGAGUAAAGAAAUAAUGAAUUCUAAUGAAAUUGAAUAAAAAAGAUAUCUGUGUGGCUCAGCAACCGUAUCCUCUAUUUGGUCUUAGCGGUUACCAUUUGGUCUUAGCGGUUACCAUUUGGUCUUAGCGGUUACCAUUUGGUCUUAGCGGUUACCAUUUGGUCUUAGCGGUUACCAUUUGGUCUUAGCGGUUACCAUUUGGUCUUAGCGGUUACCAUUUGGUCUUAGCGGUUACCAUUUGGUCUUAGCGGUUACCAUUUGGUCUUAGCGGUUACCAUUUGGUCUUAGCGGUUACCAUUUGGUCUUAGCGGUUACCAUUUGGUCUUAGCGGUUACCA